Trametes versicolor FP-101664 SS1 is the source of this 1006-nucleotide messenger RNA. RefSeq lists its product as uncharacterized. NCBI's taxonomy places the organism in Eukaryota, Fungi, Basidiomycota, Agaricomycetes, Polyporales, Polyporaceae. The record is from RefSeq and is a predicted model, not a curated record. The coding region runs from base 22 to 915 and encodes 297 amino acids. The transcript is spliced from 3 exons.
ACCAGCUUCAUUCUAGACGCUAUGCAACCCACUGCAGGCUCCUCAUCAUACACUUCGCACGACCCGCCGCCCCGCUCAGACCUCUUGUGGGAUCGCCUCCCGUCCCUCAAGAUUCUGAGACCGCCCAAAGGCCCGUUCUCGCAACAAGUCGACGAGCGCUGCCUCACCUUCUGCUCGCAAAGCAUCACCGGGCGCAUCCACGGCCACGACCCAUGGUGCCGCUCCCUCUGCGUCCGCCGUGUGUUCCUACACGAAGUUACGCGCGUCCUCGCAGCGCACGCGCACCCCGGUGCCUCCGCCGAGUCCAUAUCGAUGAACUACCCGCUCCCCCCAGAAGGACAGCGGUACUCCGGGUGGCUGCACGCGCUCGUCGGGGGCGCGGGUUCGGAGCCCGCGCUGGACGGGUACGGGGUGAUGGGCGACCGCGACGAGCAGCGCACCUGGAAGGCGGGCUGGUACCUGUGGUGGUCGCGCAGCCGGUGGGCCGCGCAGGAGCGCUUCGACCAGAUGCGGCGCACGCUCGAGGGGCAGGCCGAGUGGGAGCACAUAAAGGCGCGGCGGAACGAGGAGUGGGCGCACGGAGGUGGUGCGUACGACGAGCAGCGCAUGGUCGAGGACGCGAACCGCAUCGACGACCUCGGGAACAUGCCGCCCUUCCCCGACGUUUCACAUGAGUCGAUAUUGCUGCCGAUCCCGGAGUUCCACCCGGGCGCGUCGCUAGAGAAGGUGCUCGGCCCGACGCGGACGCUGCUCGCCUUCCUGCACCAGGGCAUGCAGGAAGGCGUGCAGCAGGAGCUCAUGCGCCGGAUGUACGAGAAGGCACGUUCAGACGAGCCGCUCAAACUCCUCCGGAUGUGUUGCGGGCUGAUCUGGUCGAAUAUGGGGUUCGGCGACGACGACGAGAAGAAGUCGUGAGGCCUGGUUGGCAUUACAGCGAUAGUAUAUCUAGACGGACGCGUAAUUUGUCAUUGUACUUAUGUGCACGGAUGUAUAACAUUCUCAACCG